Labrus bergylta (ballan wrasse) is the source of this 3915-nucleotide messenger RNA. The record is from RefSeq and is a predicted model, not a curated record. Lineage: Eukaryota; Metazoa; Chordata; Actinopteri; Labriformes; Labridae.
AUGAACUACAACGGUAUUAAGAAGCCAACCAUGGAGAAUGGGGGCUACCGCCACAACCACACAUUUGUUUUCUGCAGAUGUGGCGCUAACGUGUCGUCUUGUGGUUUUUUUUUUUCAGGAGGGUUCUCGGUGGUGUUUCUGGCUCGUACGCACAGCGGCGUCCGCUGCGCUCUAAAGAGGAUGUACGUGAACAACGUCCCCGACCUGAACGUCUACAAGAGGGAGAUCACCAUCAUGAAGGAGCUCUCGGGUCAUAAGAACAUCGUGGGUUACCUGGACUCCACCAUCAGCCCCGUGUCGGACACCGUGUGGGAGGUGCUGAUCCUCAUGGAGUACUGUAAAGCGGGUCAGGUGGUGAAACAGAUGAACCAGCGUCUGAACGUGGGCUUCAGCGAGGCCGAGGUCCUCCACAUGUUCUGUGACACCUGUGAGGCGGUCGCUCGUCUGCAUCAGUGCAAGACGCCCAUCAUCCACAGAGACCUCAAGGUUGAAAACAUCCUGUUGAACGAUCAGGGAAAUUACGUGCUUUGUGACUUCGGCAGUGCGACGCAUAAAGUUUUACAGCCUCAGAAAGACGGAGUGAGCGCCGUGGAGGACGAGAUCAAGAAGUACACAACACUCUCCUAUCGCUCACCUGAGAUGAUUAACCUGUACGCAGGUAAAGCCAUCACCACCAAGGCUGAUAUCUGGGCUCUGGGCUGCUUGUUGUACAAGCUGUGUUUCUUCACGCUUCCUUUUGGGGAGAGUCAAGUCGCCAUUUGUGACGGGACGUUUAUCGUCCCGGAUAACUCCAAGUUCUCCUUCAAGCUGCACUGUUUGAUCCGAUACAUGCUCGAGCCAGACCAGGAGAAGAGACCAGACAUCUACCAGGUGUCCCACUUUGCCUUCAGAUUAGCAGGAAAAGACUGUCCAGUGCCAAACCUGUUUAACUCUCCAAUCCCGACGUCUCUCCCUGAACCGCUAACAGCGAGCGAGGUCGCCGCUAAGAAGAGUAUGACAAAAGCCAGGAUCACAGAGGCUGUUGGUCCCACAGAAACAUCGAUCGCUCCCAGACAGAGACCCAAAGCAGCCAAUAGUAACGUCUUACCACUCGCCAACACCGUCACACCUGUGAAGAUGGGCGGGCCUUCAGCGCCCGUCAGUAAUGGACAGAAAGCUCACACACCUGGCUCGGGGCAGCCGUCCGUGCAGCAGCAGCAGCAGCAGCAGCAGCAGCAGCAGCCCAGCAGUCAGCAGCACCGCGUCCUGCAGCAGCUGCAGCCUGGUGACCUCCGUCUGCAGCAACUACAGCAGCAUCAUCAUCAUCAACAAGCACUGCAACAACAACAACAACAACAACAACAAGCAACCGCUCCACUCCAAUACCUCCAGUACCAGCAGGCUGUGCAGCAGUCUCUGCAGCUCCAGCAGCAGCAGCAGCAGCAGCAGCAGGCGGCUCUCCUCCAGCAGCAGCAGCACAUGAUGAUGGCGCCCGUCUACCAGCAGCAGGUGGCUCAGGCUCAGGCUCAAGCUCAGUACGCUGCCAUGCUGCACCAGUACCAACAGGCUUUUGUGCAACAUCAACAACAACAACAUCAACAACAACAUCAUCAUCAACAACAUCCUCCUCCUCCUCCUGCGGCUCAGCAGACGCUCCCCUACAUGUCCUCCCCCCUCGAGUUUCAGAUCCCGCUGGGCUCCUUUAGCUCCACCACGCCCUCUACUGGACCUGGUGCAGAUCGGGGGCCGUCACCUGUGGAUCCAUCAUACACUAACUCCAGUAGGAACUCCCUGCUGGCCUCAGACGGGGUCUCCCCCCCCUCUCAGAGCUGCGGCGCGCUCAGUAACCCCCCCGACAUGUCGCACUGGAACCCGUUUGGAGAGGACAACUUCUCCAAGCUGACCGAGGAGGAACUGAUCGACCGCGAGUUUGACCUGCUCAGAGCAAACAAACCUGUGGAGCGAGCAGCCAGUGUGGAAACGGACCGCCCCCUGCAGACUAAGCCCCUCCCCCCUGAGGACCUGUUCGGCUCGGCCCCGUUUGUGGCGAGCACAGAUCCUGAAGUGAUGAAGAACGAGCCGACCAAUGAGGACGUCGGCGUUCCUGCUCCUGAAUCAAACCCUGCAGACGCUAAAGAGCCGCGAUCGGGAAAGAAGAGCCGAGUGGGAGACGAGUCUGACAGCGACUUUGAAUCCGACCCUCCUUCUCCUAAGAGCAGCGAGGACGAGGAGCAGGAGGAGGACGAAGGCCUGAACAGCGAGCACGGUGAGGACACAGAGCCGGAGAUUUCAGGACAGCGCCCCCUGCUGAUGGACUCUGAAGAGGAGGAAGACGAAGACAAGCCCAGCUCAGAGUCAGACUGCGAGCGCGGCCGGGCCAAGACUCGCUCAAAGAAAGCCGCCGCAGCAGGUAAAGCGGCCACCAGGGGGAGCCCUCAGGAGUCAGGGAUGAUCACUCCUCCUCAGUCGCCCAGCAGGGGGCGAGCUGCUCCUGCUCAGGGGGCUGCUGUGGAUGUGUUUGGUGCGGUUCCCUUUGUGGGAGGAGCUUCACCCGAGAGACCCGCGGAGAACUUGGACAUCUUUUCCAAAGCCCCGUUCAGACAGGUGAGUCUGGAGCGGCGAGCUGCGGACGAGUUCGACGUUUUCACGAAAGCUCCGUUCACCAGAAAUCGGAGUGGAGGAGACAUCACCAUGGGACAGACUCCGCCCAUUUCUCCUGAAAGCAUCGACAUCUUUGGCUUCUCUCCCUUUCAUCCCGGCCCGACAGACGCCCCGCCCACCACGUCCAGAAGCGCCGAAGACAUUUUCCGGCCGUCCCACGACGAGUCCUCGAGUCCUCAGCAGCAGAGGCUGAAGCAGCGCAGCCUCCAGAAGCUCUCGUCGCGUCAGAGGAAAACCAAACAGGAGCCGGCGGCGGGUGGCAGCAACGGGAAACGCCACCACAGCACGCCGACCGGAGGACGCAAGAGCAACAAGGCCACGUACCGCACGCCAGAGCGGGUCCGCAGAAACAAGAAGGUCGGACGCAAAGACUCGCAGAGCAGCAACGAGUUCCUGAGCACGUCUGACUCGAAGGAGAACAUCGGCGUGGAUAUCACCAUGGACCAAGGAGCCGCCCUGCAGGUCGACGACCCUCUGCUCGACCCGUUUGGAGCCAAACCGUUCCACCCGCAGGACGCCGGCCGCUACCAAGGAAUCCCAGAGACCCGGAGCGACGACGCCAAAAACAAGUCCUGGAGUGGGUCUUUUCAUUCCACCUUGGAGGAGGGUAAAGCGAUGGAUGAUUUCGGGGCGGUGCCCUUCACAGAGAUGGUCGACGGCGGUGGACCUCAGCAGGCUCCGCCCACACAGCCAGUGGAUCUCGACCCGUUUGGAGCGGCUCCGUUUCCCUCCAAACAGUAACUCUAAUAGAAUCUUCCAGUGACGGGGUAACCUGAAGGAAACGUCGUCAGCCAAUCAUGAGAGGACGAGCUAACAGCCUAACUCUUAACACGCCGCUCGGCGACUAAACGGUGACUUCCUGUAAUCGCGACCACAUAUCUGUCUGCUGAACGCCUUUUAAUGCUGCAUCAUGAAGACGUCUGAACAUCCGACGUUCGAGCGCUUCUCUCCUUAAAGCUGCCUUCUGUUUUUUAGCACCAUGAAGCCUUACCUGAGCUGGGCCCCGCCCCUCUCUGCACAGCACCUCGUCGUCAUGGCGUCGGAGGAGUCGUUAACCACUUUGUCCUUUUAGACGUUCUCUAUGCAGACGGCCGUCUCCACACUGCCCCCGUGUGGCGGGUUUUUGUUUUGACUCUUUGAAUAGAAAGGGAUGGAUUUAAUCUGCUCUUUUAAAUUUUAGGCUUUAACUGUUUCCUGUUUUCUAACUGUUCACUUUCUUUUUUAUUAAUAACUCGACACAUUCUGUUCUGAGAAGAAAUAAAACGUCACAUCAGA